Molecule: messenger RNA, 1612 nt
Organism: Oryzias melastigma (Indian medaka)
Lineage: Eukaryota; Metazoa; Chordata; Actinopteri; Beloniformes; Adrianichthyidae
Product: neutral cholesterol ester hydrolase 1
Exons: 5
Coding region: 241-1461 (406 amino acids)
Cellular component (GO): membrane
Molecular function (GO): carboxylic ester hydrolase activity
Source: RefSeq, a predicted model, not a curated record
UUUUCUUGUUGUAAACUACAUUUCCCUUCCAGAACUGCGGUGUUGCACAACUCUUUGAACGACUUCCUAUAUGACCUCUUCAAAAUAAAAGUAGCGAUCAUCCUUUGCCGUUUUGGACUGCUGCCAUUCUGACGCCAAACUUUUAUUUUGAAAACAGCGUCAUCGCCCAUGUGCUCCGUGAAUCUGUGGCGGAGCCGCUGACCGCCCGUGACCGCCGCCGCGCAGGUACAUGCCACGGCGAUGAGGCUCCGUUGGGUCGGAGCCGUGCUGCUGUCCGCGGCCGCCUACUACGUCUACCUCCCGUUACCGAGCGGCGUGAGCGAACCGUGGAAGCUGAUGCUGCUGGACGCGCUCUUCCGGAGCUUCAUACGGGCGAGUCACGUGGCUCACUCGCUGGGCGCGUGCCACCGUGUCCACCUGCUGAACCGGGCCAUCACCUGGGUGGAGGCGACAGACGCACGCUCCUCGCCCACCGUGCACGUGACGGACACCACUCUUGGGGGCGUGCCGACCCGCGUGUUUCAUCCAGUCGGAGGGGCGGAGCUGAAGCGAGGGGUCAUUUAUUUCCACGGAGGGGGGUGGGCUCUGUGCAGCGGCCGGAUGCGCUCCUACGACCUCAUUUCUCGGAGAAUGGCGGAGGACCUGGAUGCCGUCAUCAUGUCCGUGGAUUACCGCCUGGCUCCAGAGGCUGUGUUCCCGGAUCAGUACCAUGACGCUCUGGCGGCGUCCCGCACCUUCCUGUCCGCUGAGGUUCUGCGGCGCUACGGCAUCGACCCGGAGAGACUCUGCGUGUCUGGAGACAGCGCCGGGGGGAACUUAGCCGCCGCUGUGGUGCAAGAGCUCACGUCCGACCCGACUCAGACGGUGAACUUCAAGCUCCAGGCGCUGAUCUACCCGGUGCUGCAGGCUCUGGACUUCCUCACCCCGUCCUACCAGCAGAACCAGGACGUGCCCAUCCUCUACAGGCCCCUCAUGGUGCAGUUCUGGCUGGAGUACCUGGGCGCAGACUCCUCCCUGGAGCCCUUCCUGCUGGCUAACAACCACAGCUCUCUGGACCAGCCCGCCAUCAGCGCCGCCACCCGCUCCAAGCUGAACUGGACGGCGCUGCUGCCGGCCGAGCGCAGGAAGAACUUCCAGCCGGUGGUGAGGGAGAGGGGCUUGGGGGGGCUGCUGGGGAAGGUCCCGGGUCUGACGGACGUGAGGGCGGCGCCGCUGCUGGCAGAGCAGGACGUUCUGCGAAGGACUCCUAAAGCGUACGUGAUGACCUGCGAGUUCGACGUCCUGAGGGACGACGGGCUGAUGUACGUCAGGCGGCUGCGGGACGCCGGCGUCGCUGUCACCAGCGACCACUACGAGGACGGGUUCCACGGCUGCAUGGCGUUCGCCGUCCCGCCGAUGAUGUCCAGCGUCGGUGGGAGGAGCCUGAACAACUACAUCCGCUGGCUGGACCAGAACCUGUAGAAGUCCAUCAGAGAAGUAGAAACCUCUGGUCGGAUGCCGUCGCCGCCAUCACCAUGGCUGCUGUUUCUGUGACUUUAAAACAAACAAAAACACUUUUUAUUCAUAUUUCUAUAAAUAGAGGAAUUUUCACGUGGAGCGUGAAAACCAGAGA